GUCGACGCCAUGGAAGCCUCGCGAACGUCACUAUCAUAACCAAAGCUAUAUACCAGCCACGCGCUGCAACGUGCAGUCUCUUGAUCACCUACUAAUCCUCGCUGCCACUGACAACUACACAUCAAUAGUAAAUCGCACCGUACACGAACACUGCGACGUCCAAAUGGCAGACUCCAACCCUCCCGUCGCGCCCGCAGGCGAGUUACAGAUCACUCUCACCCACCACGGCAAGCCCGUCACGCUGUUCUUCGCGCAAGAUGCCACGUUAUCCGAUCUCUCCGAAACCGUCGCGUCUUCUCUCUCCAUUCCUCCCUCAAACCAAAAGUUUCUCGUCAGCUCGAAACUCGGCCUACAAAAGCCGCCCUUCAAGGACGCCACCCUACCUCUCACGCAACUCGCCUCCAAGAAAGUAACCCUCAUGGGCAGCACCACAGCUGAAGUCUCCUCCCUCAACGCCACCAUCACCGCUGCCUCGACGCCCCGCCGCCAAGGCCCCGUCAAAGCCGCCCUUCCCGCGCGAACCCGCCCCAAUAGAGACGACGCGCAAUACACGUUUCAAACUUUGCGUCCGUUACCCUAUCUCCCCAACCCCGACCGAUCGCUACGUUUUCUCGAGCGCUUGCGCGACGAUGCAGGGAUAAAGGCGGCGAUGCGGGCGCAUAAGUUCAGCGUUCCGCUGCUCACGGAGAUGGAUCCUGCCAUGCACACUACCCAGGAGUCACGCACAUUAGGACUGAAUAGAAAUCAGGGCGAAGUUAUUGAGUUGCGGUUACGCACAGAUUCGUAUGAUGGGUACAGGGAUUAUAAAACUAUUCGCAAGACGCUGUGUCAUGAGCUCGCGCAUAACGUGUGGGGUCCUCAUGACAGAAAUUUCUGGGACCUGUGUAAGAAGAUUGAACGCGAGGUUGAUCGAGAUGACUGGAGGAGUGGCGGGAAUAGCGUGGGCAGCGAGGAGUUUUAUGAACCUGGGCCUGGGGAAGAUGAAGUGUGUGAUCAUGGAGGGUGGACUGGGGGCGAGUUUGUACUGGGUGGAAGAGGAGGGUCGGGCGUAGUGGCGAGUAAUGCUGGGGGGAGUGUACAGAUGGGACUUAGUAGGAGGGAAGUGCUUGCGAAGGCGGCUGAGGAGAGGGCUAAGAGGACGAGAGAAGCUGAGCAGGAGAGUAGGGAGAGCGCGGAAGAGUCUUGAUUAGUGGGAGUAUUAUUGAUGUAGACGUAGAUACGAUGGUGCAUAUACCCAGAGGCGUAGUGUGAGGGCUCAAUAGGCAAAGUAAGUUUUAUAAUCGAUCAAGUCCACUAAAUCACUCUUGUCACUCAAUAAAUAUAGUGUGUUAUGGCUUAAACACAGGCUCUCUUGAAGGUAUGGCG
Molecule: messenger RNA, 1365 nt
Organism: Dothidotthia symphoricarpi CBS 119687
Lineage: Eukaryota; Fungi; Ascomycota; Dothideomycetes; Pleosporales; Dothidotthiaceae
Product: WLM-domain-containing protein
Exons: 1
Coding region: 164-1186 (340 amino acids)
Molecular function (GO): proteasome binding
Source: RefSeq, a predicted model, not a curated record